This is a messenger RNA of Jaminaea rosea, 2508 nucleotides long. RefSeq names its product alcohol oxidase. The record is from RefSeq and is a predicted model, not a curated record. Gene Ontology annotation, molecular function: oxidoreductase activity, acting on CH-OH group of donors; flavin adenine dinucleotide binding. NCBI's taxonomy places the organism in Eukaryota, Fungi, Basidiomycota, Exobasidiomycetes, Microstromatales. The coding region runs from base 446 to 2326 and encodes 626 amino acids. The transcript has a single exon.
UGCUCGCUGAUCGUGAAUUUUUGAACGCGAUUCGGCGUCGUCCCGGCGUCGAGGCCCCGCCGUAGCAGCAUGUCGCAGCACCCAACGCCUCAAUCAGCCGCAAGACGGGCUGGGCUCGCAGCAGAUGCGCCCCCCGCCAGCGCCCACCAAGAGCGAGAUUGGCUUGGCUCGGGCCUGUCAAUCGAUAGAUAGCCGUGCGUGCGCACGAUCAGGCCGCUUGCUGGCUGCGAGACCCGUGAAGAAGACCACGGGUCUCCGCUUCCCCUCGUCCCGUCGUGGAGAGCGGCCCGUCUUUGAACGAAGGAGCCGCAGGUCGCAAUAACCAGCCGCACCUCGAUCUCAUGGUUUUAUAAGACCACUCAUUUGUCGUUCUCCCCUUCAUUUCCUUUCUCGAUCAAGCCCCUUCAAGCCCUUCAAGUCUUCCCAUCCGCGGCUCCUGAUCAACAUGCGCUCAGCACUCGCCAUCACGGCAACGGCUACGGCCGCCCUCUUCUCUUCAGCACUCUCUGCUCCCGUCAUGGACGAGUUGUGGCGACGCGCAUCCAACUCGGUCACGUCCGAUGUCAACUACGCCGCAUCCAAGUCUUACACCCACGUCAUCGUUGGUUGUGGACUCGGCGGCCUCACCACCGCUGUCCGCCUCAGCGAGGACCCAAAGAACACCGUCCUCUGUCUUGAGGCCGGAGGCGACAGCCGCACCGAUGACCGCGUCGUCUCCAUGACCCAAUACGGCAAGGCAUUCGGCACCGAGCUCGACUGGGGAUGGGCCACGACUCCUCAACCAGCAGCUGGAGGCAACACCAAGACGAUUCGCGGCGGCAAGACCCUCGGCGGCUCAACCGCCAUCAACAAUGGCGCUUGGGGUCGAGGUGACGCAGCACAGUACGAUGGCCUGUCGCAGCUGGGCAACGAUGGCUGGAGCUGGUCCGACAUCGAGAGCUACAUGAAGAAGUCGGAGGACUGGAAUGCUCCUCAGGGCUGGCAGAAGGAUGCUGGCGCCCAGGGCGACUCCUCUGCUCACGGCACUGGCGGGCCUGUCACCGUCUCUUUCACUCCGGACAUGUACAAGGGCCCUCACCAGAAGGCCUACGUCAAGGCUCUCAACAACGCUCUGGGUGUACCUGAGGUCAGCGACCUCGCAGCAGGCAACGUCAGCGGGGUCGUCUCGUACUCUCAGAACUCGAUGCAGCCUACCGGCAAUCAGAUCCGCGUCUCGUCAGCUACGGCCUACCUCAGCCCCGUCGAAAAGAUCAGGCCCAACCUCGUCGUCCUCCUCAAUUGGCGUGGAGUCAAGAUGAACAUGGCCUCUUCCAACAACGGCAAGCACAAGGCUGCCUCCGUCGUCGCUCAGUCGACCAAGUCUGGCCCGCAGCGCACCUUCAAGGCCUCCAAGGGUGUCAUCGUUUCGGCAGGUGCCAUCCGCACCCCCCUCUUCCUCGAGGCCUCGGGAAUCGGCAACGCUGACGUCCUCAAGAAGAUCGGCGUCCAGCAGCAGAUUGACCUGCCGGGCGUCGGUAAGGGUCUCAUCGAGCAGACGAUGAACAGCAUCGGCUCCAAGCAAGGUCAUUACGACCCCAGCGGCAAGGGUCCUUCCAACAUCAUUGCUUUCCCCAACAUCUACCAGGUCAUGAGCAACGCGACCGAGGUACGCAGCUGGAUUGAGAGCAACAUGGACAGCUGGGCUCAGGCUCAGGUCAACGCAGGCUCGGCUGUGAACAAGGCUGGGCUGCUCAAGCAGUACGAGCUGACCGUCAAGCUCAUCUUCGACGACAAGGUCGGCAUUGUCGAGCUCUUUGGUGACCACGGGUACCCGCAGUCUGGUAUGGGUGUCGACCUGUGGCAGAUGAUGCCCUUCUCUCGCGGCUCGGUCCACUCCACCGACGCCUCGGGCUUCUCACACCCGCAGCUCAACCCCGGCUACUUCACUAACCCCGUCGACAUGGCCCUCACCGUUGCCGGCUUGCGCGCAGCCCGCAAGACGCUCAAGGACUCUGCGAUCCGUGACGGCCUUGGCGAGACUGAAUCCCUGCCUGGCUUCAGCGUCAUCCCUGACAACGACCAGCAGGGCGACUUUGCCAAGUGGCAGAACUUCGUCCUCAAGGGCAACGGUGGGAACGGCUUCUCUUCGGUUCACCACCCGAUCGCUACGGCGAGCAUGAUGAGCCGCGAGCUGGGCGGUGUGGUGGACCCGAACUUCAAGGUCUACGACACGGAGAAUGUGUGGAUCGUCGAUGCGAGUGUGCUCCCCACGCAGAUGACGGCGCAUUUGAGCGCGUCGCUGUAUGGUCUGGCUGAGAAGGCGGCGGCGACGAUCCGCAAGGCGUAGGAUGGUUUGAGGUGAGCGAGAGCAGGCUUUGAUGGUAGCGCACUAGCGCUCUCGGCCGUGCGUGGACUCUCGUGUGCGCGGGACAGGAACUUGUACAACAUCAGAAUCGGCUACCAGCAUUGACAUGACAAUAUCAGACUGCAUUCGACAUAUGAGCAAGGCAGAGAGUAAUGAGGACGAUG